Molecule: messenger RNA, 1653 nt
Organism: Talaromyces stipitatus ATCC 10500
Lineage: Eukaryota; Fungi; Ascomycota; Eurotiomycetes; Eurotiales; Trichocomaceae
Product: small nuclear ribonucleoprotein SmD2, putative
Exons: 4
Coding region: 61-405 (114 amino acids)
Biological process (GO): RNA splicing; spliceosomal snRNP assembly
Cellular component (GO): U1 snRNP; precatalytic spliceosome; U2 snRNP
Molecular function (GO): RNA binding
Source: RefSeq, a predicted model, not a curated record
AAAGGACGAUUGUGAUAUCCAAUAUCCCGACUUAUCACGUCUUCUUCUUGUCCGCCCAGCAUGUCCGACGCCAAGAUCCAGGAUCUUUUGAACAAGCCUCGCAGCGAGCUUACUGAAUAUGAGGUCGGCCUCGUCGAAGAACACGAGCUCACAGCCGGACCCCUGUCACUCCUUCAGACUGCCACCCGAACCCACACACAAGUCCUCAUCUCAUGCCGCAACAACCGCAAACUUCUAGCUCGAGUAAAAGCUUUUGAUCGUCACUGCAAUAUGGUUUUGGAGAAUGUGAAAGAGAUGUGGACGGAAAAGCCCAAGGGCGGUAAAGGCCGUGGUGUUAAUAAGGAUCGUUUUAUUAGCAAGAUGUUCUUACGAGGCGAUUCGGUAAUUCUUGUCUUGCUCAGUUAAAUUAUCCUUUCGGUUCUUCUUCCGCUUCGGUCUCGGUCCCGGUCGUUCUUCAGUUCUGGAAAGCUUCGAUGUCGACAUGGAUGUUUUCAGAAGGAGAUCUCCGGAGGAACGUCGUCGUCAUUGUGGCAUACCAAGACACAUCAAAUGCAACCAUCAGCGUUUACAUAUGUAUCCUAACAUGGACUGGUAUGCUUUCAGCUCAUCUUGCUGGAUACGAUCAAUCAGUCUUCAUUCCUAAGACAUCGAACGCCGACAAUCGAAAUCGAAUGAAGAAUAGAAUAAAGACUAAAUCUGGCAUGUGUGUUUACGGACCUAGGGAUUAGGCGGAUACUCUAGAAGCGAAAUGCUGGCGUUUGGGAUUGUGUUCCUUUAUACUCAUUUAGGGACGAAUUGAGUCUCAUUAUUCAUGCAGUGUGUGAUUAGAUAUAUACCAAUGAGACGGGCCUGCGUGAGUCGACAAAAUAGAGAAUCAAAGGUUUGUAGGAGUGAUGUUAUCAAAAUUGAUAUCACAUGACCCACUAAGAUAAAUAACAUCAACAUCGACAACUCAAUCAUGAAAUGCUCAAUAAAACUAGAACAAUAUCGCUCAACUGGAAAUGGCCCGAAUAACCAAAAACAACUAGUAAAAACAUGACCGCAUAAAGUCAAAGAUUUUGUCGUCAACAUCAACAAUAUGCAUUAUUAUAACUCCUCAGCAAGACCGGUCAAGAACUUGGCCAACCCAUAAGCACCAGGAUCACGAACCUUACCCAACCACUCUUCUUCACUGCCCACAUACACGGCCCGACCAAGACUAGCUUUGAGGUGCUUGGUAGCUUCAGUACCGUCCUCAGCCGCUUUAGCUGCAGUCUUGAUGUCCGCCGUCUCGGCCAAAGUAUCGCAGAACGGCACCAGGGCAUCAAUCAGCGUACGAUCACCGACCUGUGCAGGCGUAUAUUGAGACAACGCGGUAACAGCGUGUUUCAAAGCAUGACCCCAGAUCUUGGCGUUGACUUGUUGCGCUGACCCAGUGUUGUCCUGGGCUCUGAGACCGUUGACAAGAGAAUUCAAGAAAAUGGCGUAAAUUGCGCCAGAGGUUCCGUCCAUAUUGGCUUCAACGGCGUUGACAAAUUUAUCGACAGUGAGGACGACAUCGUCGGUUAUGUUGUCGCCUUGGAUGACUUUGAGGAUGGCUUCUGCGCCGCGUUUGAGGCCUGCACCGCAGUCGCCGUCACCGACGAUGGUGUCGAAGCGAGUUAUUUCAGGUUC